Lactuca sativa (garden lettuce) is the source of this 657-nucleotide messenger RNA. The record is from RefSeq and is a predicted model, not a curated record. NCBI's taxonomy places the organism in Eukaryota, Viridiplantae, Streptophyta, Magnoliopsida, Asterales, Asteraceae.
AUGGUCUAUGUGGACACGGGAAGUUCAGUGGACAUCAUUUAUGAGCACUGUUUUCGGCUCCUCCCAGAUCGUUGUAAGGAAUACCUGCAGCCCACGACAGGGAGGCUGGUCGGGUUCACCGGCCAUAGCCUAUGGCCGCUGGGUACAAUUCACCUUCCCUUGACCAUAACCAGCCAUGAUAAGCAGCAAAAGAAAACUGCCCUGAUUGACUUUGUGGUCAUUCGGCAUGCGGCGGAACAAGAUAUUAUUCUAGGGAGAACAACUCUAUUAAAGCUAGGGGCGGUUCCAUCAACCAUGCAUGGAGUCAUGAAGUUCGACACUCCAACGGGCGCAGCCACAGUAUUGGCCACUCCACCGAGAGAAUUGCAAUGCUUUGCAAUUAUGAAACCAUCAGAGAUAACUAAAGAGGCCAAGAAGUUGAGACGCGACCCCACAAAGGGAAAGGAGGUGAUCAACAAGGAACACCCUGACCAGCCGGUCAGUAUUGGAGGUGACCUCCCAAUUCACGUGAGAAGAGCUUUGGUCGACCUGCUCAAGCGGUAUAAACACGUGUUUUCAUGGACCCCCAUGGACAUGGUGGGGGUAGAAAGGAAAUUCAUUGAGCACAAGCUUGUAAUUAAACUAGGAGUAAAGGAGGUUAAGCAAAAGAAACCGUAA